This is a messenger RNA of Hyposmocoma kahamanoa, 765 nucleotides long. RefSeq names its product glycine receptor subunit alpha-2-like. The transcript is spliced from 5 exons. NCBI's taxonomy places the organism in Eukaryota, Metazoa, Arthropoda, Insecta, Lepidoptera, Cosmopterigidae. Gene Ontology annotation, molecular function: chloride channel activity; neurotransmitter receptor activity; transmembrane signaling receptor activity. The record is from RefSeq and is a predicted model, not a curated record. Gene Ontology annotation, cellular component: synapse; membrane; neuron projection. Gene Ontology annotation, biological process: nervous system process; regulation of membrane potential; chemical synaptic transmission. The coding region runs from base 1 to 531 and encodes 176 amino acids.
AUGAAUGAGGAAUACUACGCGAGGAGGAGGAAGUGUAGUAACUUUGAUACCGAGCUUAACGCGCACCGCAACUUCACGUGUCUAGAGGUUAUCUUCAAGUUGAAACGCCGGCUCGGGUACCACCUGUUCAACACUUACAUCCCAACUUGCCUGAUCGUCAUUAUGUCUUGGGUAUCCUUCUGGAUCAAACCAGACGCAGCUCCAGCGCGAGUGACUCUCGGAGUGACGUCCCUCCUCACGCUGUCUACGCAACAUGCCAAGUCACAAGCUCAGCUCCCGCCCGUCUCCUAUCUCAAAGCCGUCGACGCCUUCAUGUCUGUCUGUACCGUGUUUGUAUUUAUGGCCCUGAUGGAAUACUGUUUGGUCAACAUCGUGCUUGGUGAUGGCGCUGGAAAGCCUAAGGAAGCAGCGGAAGCGGCCAAAGCUCGCAUGCGUGCGAUCAACAUAGACCGUUUCUCCCGCGUCUUUUUCCCGCUGCUGUUCUCAGUGCUCAACGCGACGUACUGGCUGCAGUUCGCUCAGUAUAUCUGACUGCCUGUCUUCAGUACCCUCCAGUAUUACAUUAUUAUCAUAGUUGUUGUCAUUUUUUGCUUUUAUUAGAUCGUUCUUAAUACUCAUUAUAACCUCAAUGGCUGCAUUUCGAGCAAUAGUUACAUCUACAAAAGAUAGUUCAAUUACUGAUCGCAAAUAAUCACACAAUUCCCUGCUGUCUAUAAUAUCUAACGUAAGAUUAGAGAUGAAAGUAUUUUUCGGAUCCAAAUUAUG